This is a messenger RNA of Talaromyces atroroseus, 1542 nucleotides long. RefSeq lists its product as hypothetical. The coding region runs from base 1 to 1542 and encodes 513 amino acids. Gene Ontology annotation, molecular function: aspartic-type endopeptidase activity. Gene Ontology annotation, biological process: proteolysis. NCBI's taxonomy places the organism in Eukaryota, Fungi, Ascomycota, Eurotiomycetes, Eurotiales, Trichocomaceae. The record is from RefSeq and is a predicted model, not a curated record. The transcript is spliced from 2 exons.
AUGCGCGUCGCAACAUCGUUGCCUUUCAUCGUCUUGUCCACGGCGUCAGUGGGCAAUGCACUUUCUCUACAUCGACGCGAUGCUCCGCGCGUGUUAGAAGCGCCGCUGGAACGCAGACAUCUAGAUAAGCCUCUAGUCAAGCGAGACCCGUCGUCCCUCGGCGUGUCGAUUGGAAACAACGUAUGGGUAGACCCUUCGUUAAGACUCUUGAAAGACCUCGAACCUGACAAGCUACAGCGAGAACUAAGUUACCUAAUGAACUUGACUUUGGGCACCCCCGCACAGACAUUCACCCUCGUUCUAGAUACAGGUAGUAGUGAUACAUGGGUUGUUUCUGCCAACUCUUCCGUGCAGACAGACGACGCCUACAACGCAACGGCCUCAUCUACCUACAAAUCGCUUCAUUCCUCAUACAAUGCAACAUACGCAGGCGGCACUACUGCGCUGGGCACUUAUGCAACGGACACCUUGGGCUUGGGAAGUGCAACUGUAAAGGACUUUCAGUUUGUUGUUGUUGACGAGAGCAGUGCUAAUGUCGGCAUUGCUGGCGUUGGGUACAACAUCUCAACUUACACUGCCUCGCACGAGGGCAAAGUUUAUAGCAACUUGCCCUAUGCUUUGACCUCGAGCGGCAUCACCGCAUCCACGGCGUACAGCCUGUUCCUCAAUUCCGCGUCAGCAAGCACAGGAACUAUUUUAUUCGGUGGUGUGAACAAGGCCAAAUACUCAGGAGAACUGCAGACUUUGCCCAUCGUGCCCGAGUACAACGAGUACCCUUCUUUGGCCAUUGCACUGACCGAAAUCACUAUCAACAACGGAUCUUCAACCAACCCAACAACAACAAACCUGCCGCUCUCCGUCUCGCUAGAUUCGGGAACAACUGACACUCUACUGCCCGAAGCCCUCGCAUACGAGAUUUACACCGCCCUAAACGCGACGUACGUCAAGGAAGUUAACUAUGCGUACGUCGACUGCGACCAGGCCACCAACACAGACGCAAACGUGACAUAUAGCUUCUCAGGUGCAACUAUUACGGUUAGUAUGAGCGAACUCGUCCUUGACGGCACUGAAAAGGGAUUUCCAGAGGGCACUUGCGUGUUCGGCAUUGCGCCUAGUAAGCCAGGUGUGAACAUUCUUGGUGACAAUUUCCUGCGUAGUGCGUAUGUUGUUUAUGAUCUUGACAAUAACGAAAUCUCGCUGGCAAGUGCCAAAUAUGAUUCUACUAAAGAUGACAUCCUGGAAAUUGGCACUGGCGCUGAUGCCGUGCCCGGUGCGAGUGUAGUACCAUCGGCGGUGUCGUCGGCGACGGGCAAUGGAGUGCAAGGCACCGUGACCAGUGAGGUGGCGAGCGUGACAGCUGUUACGAUUACUACGACUGAAAUCUCUACCACUACUGCUGCUACCGGUACUACUUCUGCGUCCGUUACUGGGGCCACUUCGACUACCAGCUCUUCGUCUUCUGGCAUGGCAGCGUUGCCCACGGGAAAUGCGAAACACCUUCUUUCGGGAUUGGCAGGUGCUGGCUUGUUGCUUAUGAUAUAA